This is a messenger RNA of Limulus polyphemus (Atlantic horseshoe crab), 14011 nucleotides long. RefSeq names its product sodium/potassium/calcium exchanger Nckx30C-like. Gene Ontology annotation, biological process: calcium ion transmembrane transport; intracellular calcium ion homeostasis. The record is from RefSeq and is a predicted model, not a curated record. NCBI's taxonomy places the organism in Eukaryota, Metazoa, Arthropoda, Merostomata, Xiphosura, Limulidae. Gene Ontology annotation, cellular component: membrane. Gene Ontology annotation, molecular function: calcium, potassium:sodium antiporter activity; calcium channel activity. The transcript is spliced from 9 exons. The coding region runs from base 325 to 2451 and encodes 708 amino acids.
AUUUUCGCCGUUGCUGCUAUUUGCUGCUCGACAUACGCCAAGUAACUUUGAUUCCAGCGUUUUUUUCGCCUAUCAUCAUUAAUGGAUCUCUCCCCACGGUUUCCUGAAUGUCAAGUUAAGUGUAAAGAAUUCACUACAGGAGCUCCAAGACAGUCUAUAAUAAAAAUGCACACUCUGACAUCUAAUGGUUCCCUCGACGAAACAACCAGAAUCAGCAGUACCUGUACAGUUUAAUAAAUCUUUAUCUAACCUUAAGUUUCACAAACUUUAGGAAUUGCGUUGAAACAUUUUUUUCAUAGUGUUUAACUUAAAAAAAAAAAAACAAUGAUAGAAGUUUCAUCCAAGCGGUUCCCGAAAAAACGCUGGAGGCCGCUUUUUCAACUUUUUGCUGUUGGUAUAACUUUGGUUUUGUAUCUUUCUUAUUUUUAUUCUACAUCGACCAGUACCAAAAAGACAAGUCAUAGCAAUGAAUGGAAUAAGUUUUUGAAUUUUGAGACAAAAGGAUACAAGUUGGUGCCUUCACGACAUCUGCUUCAAACAAGGAAUCAUAAUAGUAGUGAACCAACCAAACAACCGCCUCAGUUUCCAGAAGACCUGUUCACUGAGCAACAGCGUAAGCACGGGGCAGUGAUUUUUCACGUCCUCGGACUUGUUUACAUGUUCGUUGGUUUGUCCAUUGUGUGUGACGAGUUCUUCGUUCCUACUCUGGACGUGAUCACAGAAAAACUCCAGAUAUCUGAGGAUGUGGCAGGUGCUACCUUCAUGGCAGCUGGAGGGAGUGCACCUGAGCUAUUCACUAGCAUCAUCGGUGUUUUCAUCUCGUUUGAUGAUGUCGGAAUUGGUACCAUCGUGGGGUCGGCUGUCUUCAACAUCCUCUUUGUAAUUUCCAUGUGUGCCAUUUUCAGCAAGGACGUACUGCAACUGACGUGGUGGCCUCUCUUCCGAGACGUUAGUUUUUAUUCCAUUAUAUUAAUAAUCCUUAUGGCAUUUUUCAAUGACAAUAUAAUUCACUGGUACGAAGCCACGGUUCUUUUUUUAUGUUACAUUGCUUACGUGUCCUUCAUGAAGUUCAACUCACAAGUCGAGCAUUUCGUGAAGAGGAUUUUAAAUAGAAAUAAAGUAAAGAAAGUGCGCAGCACAGAUCAUUUGAUGGCAGGUUUGAGUAGAAGGCGUAUGAGUCGACCUAUCCUUCACUCUGGCAGCAAGUUUCGCCAAGGUCUACUACAGUUGAUGAUACACUCUAUCGACCCCAUGCAUGAUGGAAAAAUUGAUGAGAAAGCAUCGCAGCUACACGCCAUUGCCUCAUUGCGUGUUUUGUUGGAAGCAACAAAGCCUCGAAGCACAGAGAAAUCAAACGGCAGCACUGUAAGUUACAGACCUCCGUCUGGUGACAAAUUAUGCACAGCGUGUGCUAUUUGUUCUACUUGUGCUACUUACGCGAAUUGCUCCUGUAAAAAUGUUCAUCCUGUAACAAUUACCGUUUCAUCAACAGACGUCCAUAAUUGUACACCCAAGGAUGGUACAGAAAUCAUUUCCGUAGAUGAAACCGAACUUGGUGAGGAUAAAGACAAGGAUUCUCAUGACAGAGAGCUAGGUAACAUGGUGCCUCUCUCACCUUUGUCUGGUAGUGAACUCAACGAAAGUAUUACAGAUUUGGGCCAGAUAUCUAGAGAUUCUAACGACAAAAGGAAGUUCGAGUGUAUUGCUAGCGGAAGCACACCCAACAACGUGUGUACAAUAACUACUGACUCUGGAUCAGCUGCUGUCCUUGAGUUAUGUUCUGCUCCGGAGGUACAACAAAUAGAAGUCUUGCAACAAGAAGAGCCAUUAGACAUGAGCUGGCCCACCACUUGGCGGAAAAGACUGAACUACGUUCUUGUGGCUCCAAUUAUCUUUCCUUUAUGGCUCACCCUGCCAGAUGUGCGACGGAAGGAGAAACGCAAGUAUUUCCCAGCAUGCUUUUUAGGCAGCAUACUCUGGAUUGCCAUUUUUUCGUAUUUAAUGGUCUGGUGGGCCUCUUUGACUGGUCAAGCUGCAGGAAUACCAAAUGAGGUGAUGGGCUUGACUUUCCUAGCUGCUGGUACAAGUAUUCCAGAUCUUAUUACAAGUGUUCUUGUUGCCCGCAAAGGGUUUGGUGAUAUGGCCGUUUCAAGUUCAAUCGGAAGCAACAUAUUUGAUGUUGCCGUAGGUCUCCCGGUUCCUUGGCUGCUGGCGUGUCUAAUCUUCGGACCAGUUACAGUCAACAGUGCGGGCAUGGCUUGCUCUAUUUUGCUUCUGUUUUUCAUGUUGCUCUUUGUCAUUAUUUCCAUUGCUCUAUUCAAAUGGCAAAUGAACACGGGAUUAGCUUGUGUGAUGUUUGUUCUGUAUUUCCUUUUCAUUGCACUUUCUUUACUUUUAGAAUAUGAAAUUAUAUCUUGCGCAGCUGUUAUGGGACCGUUCGGGAGAGGAUAACCGAAGAUAAUAUAAUAUAAGAUAAUUUAAAUUAAUAAUAAUUUACUUUACAUUAUUCCCUUUUUUGGUAUUUUUAAGCGUUAAUAAUAGACACUGAAAUGUUUAAAGCAUAGUAAUCAAGUUGAUGAUUAUUUGUUGUGCAGCAGAAACAUUUUCUUCGUGGCUCGAUUGUUACGAUUUUAAAAGUCUCUGUGUAAAGAGCAAUUAAAUAAGUUCUCAUAAAAGUCUCUACAUAAACAGCAAUUAAAUACGUUUUCAUUUUUCUCCUCCUUUUGUAAUCAUAGUUUCAUCUAAGUCUGCAAAGAUUUUAAUGAGAUGUAGUCAGUUAGGGAAUAUUUACGAGUAAAAAUUUUAAAAAGGAGCUUACGUUAUAGUAAAAUACAUAGAUUUGUACACCAAUACUUUGUUUGGUCGUUGAGGACUUUUCAACAUAAUUUUCUGAUUAAAAACGUGGAGUGGUCUAUAAGAAUAUGUUAUAGUGUUUGUUCAUAUAUAUAUAUAUAUAUAUGAUUUUGAAAAUUUGUGCAAAGAAACACUUGCUCAUAACAUUAUGUAGAUAUCCCCUAGAAUUUAGACUUAACUAGAAGUUUACUUGUUCUAUAAUUAGAAUAAAAUUAUUUCCUUGCAUUUGAAACUAAACUGCAUUUCUGCAGCAUAUCAUUUUAGAUUUUACUUUUGUCAUAGACUAAAGUAUUUCUUGACAAUCUUAUUCUUUCACUUUGACAUUUAGAAAUGGCCUUUUUUACGUUGUGAAGAUGCAUAUAUGAAUGUUGUCAAGUGAAAAGUUAGGUGUUUUAAAAUUCAUGGCGAUAGGUUCUUUUAUUAACAAACUACUGACAUAAUUAUAAGAUAUAAAAAUGGAAGAUAAAAGUUUAUCCUUUAAAACAUUGAUCACCUCUAUACUUUUCGCUCGGCACUUAAUUCGUUUUUCGAAAAAACCAAUCAAUACAAGGACAUUGUCUGAUUGGAACUUAAUAUCCAGUUUAUGGUGCUAAAUAGAUAGUAAUAUGAUGUGUAUAGAAAUUUAUGUACGUUAAACUUAUUAAUCCAAUACAGGCCUUUAUGUUGGAAGUUCAGACAAGUGUUGUUUCAAAAAUAAUUCGUCUUUCUAGCAAAAUAAUUGAACCAAAAAUCCAAGCAAUGUUUACAUUUCACAUUUUCAUGUAGUUAUUUUGAGUUCACAAAAACGAGAACAUUUAAGAAUCAGUAAAGAUAAGGACUUAUAAUAAUUACGUCUCUCAUAUUUGGCGGAAGUAAUGACAGUUGUCAUAGUAACAAUAUUGAAUUUCUUGUUAAAUUCGAUUUUUGAAAAAUAAAAUUUAAUUCAGCAAAAUAAUUCAUUAAUUAGACUGCUGAAAAAUAAAAUAUUUAUUGAAACUGUUCAUUAAAAAAAACUUAUUAAUAUAAGUGGUCUAGCUGCUGGGUUAUUUAACACACACAUAUACCAUGUUGCAAUCUAAAUUACAAACACUAAAUUUUAUUGAACUUUUUGAUACUGUACGUUUCUCAAAUAUUACUCCAGACGAUUCAGCUAUAUGCAUAAACUUUCGUAUCAUUUAUACUUACAUUACAUAUAAUCGAAAAUCAAUUACGGAAAGUCAUUAACUACAUCUUCUUUUCAUUAUAGAAAGUACUCAGAAAAUAUCAAAUUUAUCGAGAUCCGUAACAAUCAGUUUAUUCCUUUAAGUAGACUAUAGUUCGAAGUACACUUGUAUUGUGGUCUACUAGCGUGAAUUGAUUAUAUGUACUGAAAUACGUGAAAUUUUAGAGUUAAUAAAAUACAAACACAACCUUAUCAUCUAAACAUUUACACUGCAAAGGUUAAUAACCUAAUAUCUUGUAAAUGUAUGUACAGUUGUUAGUGGAAGAUAAAGAUAAUACACUUAUUUAUAAUACAUAUGAAUGUUUUGUGAAUUUGGCGCACUUAUAUUAUGUACUUACUAAAAGUUAUUCAACGAGGACCAUGCAAGUUAUCAAUCUCUAAGGUCCACAAGGAGGAGCUAGCUAGAUAACCUGAAAAUAUUAGGUAAUUGCUGCCUUUUCAGUAGAAUGUUAAAGGUUAUUCUAUUAUUGUUUCCGUUAAGUAAUCUUGUAUGAUAUCAUUGUACGGCAGAUCUAAUUUUCCCAUUAAUAAUAGGCCUACUAGACCGUUUGAAAAAAUAUAUGUUAGGCCUUUUCGUUACCUUGAUGUACAUUUAGAAAAUAAGGAUAGAUAGUUUUCAGUUUAGUUAGUUAACUUGUUCGAUUAAAAUUACCGACAAGCGGGAAUUGUCACACAAUAGUAUGACAGAUUUUAAAAGGGAAAGUAAUUUGUUUAUUCAUAAAAUAAACUUUCUUUAUUAGGAGUUCUAAGUAUGUUUUGCCAUUACUUAGGAUUAUGAAAUUCGAGUGAGAUAUCUGAUGUCAAGUGUUGUCUUUAUGACUGUAAAUUGCAGGAGUAAAUGGACUUAAAAGAAAUAAUCGGUUAUAAAGAAGACCUUCAGAUAUUCGUUGCCAUGAGUGUAAAGAUGAUGCUUAAACUUUCUUACAGAGGUGUACUUAUCACACUAUAUUUGUAAGUUACCUGUGAAUACAAUGAAUUAGAUACAAGAUAGACAUUUUGAAUAUUCUAUUCAUUUUAAAUUGCGAAUAAACUCUUUUAUUUAUUGUUUUAGUGUGUCAACCCAAGUAAGGUAUGAUGAUAAAAUAUAAGACAAUUGGCACCUGUGGACAAUUUUUGUGGGUUGUCGAAUUUCUGUUUCGCAAAUAUUUUGGUUAACUUUUUAAAUAAAAUUUUGUAUGUUUAUUAAGCAUUAGCUUGUAAAAAAAGUUAUGGGUGGUAUUUAAUUUAGUGAGAGUAAAUUUUAUAUGCUCACUUAAGAAGACACGUAGCCAGAUUACCUAUGUAUCUUGAGCAAGUAGCUGUUAAACUGAGUAAGAAAUCCAUGAAAGUCUUCUUUCGGUAAAUAUAUAUAAAGAAAAUCCUUUACAGUCUCUGUGUAAAAAAAAGGUGCAUAGUUUUCUUCCAUUUCACAAGUAAAUUUUAAGUUCGAAAAUUGUGACUUUAGAUUUUCAAGGAAAAGGUGGGUAUGUUAUUUUCAACGAAAAACAACAACAAAAGUGUCAUCGACGUACCAUUCACAAAUAAUUGGUUUUAACUCUAAAUAACACUGAUUUAUACAGUUUUCCUCAUUACGGAAAAAAAAUCAUUGGCAAAGGUUAAACGUAUAGGGUACCUCAUACAAAUGUCAGAUUUUCCCUAAAACUAACAAUUCUUUUUGACAGCAUGAAAUAUUAAAGACUUAUGAACCGCUUACAGUGUUAUAUUUUUGGAGUAGAUCAGAGAGACGUAUCUCUAUGUUUCCAUCAAAUGGAAUGCUUGGGAAUAACGACUUCACACCAGAGAUUGUCAUGAAGCAUUGACAGGAAGCUGCAUAUUUUACCUUCACUAUUACAGCAAAGUGAUUAGACAGCUGCAAAUUAUUAACUUGUUAGUGGUUAAUACUUCUAAAGAUGUGGUACAAUUGGUAACAUGAUCGGUCUCAGGGGAUGUCAGAACCAACAAAAAUCUCCUAAAGGUACCGAAUGUUUGUUUGACCAACAUUAAGUUUUAUUCUCUAACCUAUUUAUGACACUAACAAGAAGGUUUUAUACCGCUAAUUAAAAUUAAUGUAAUUUUCAGAAACAUCUUUGAGGUUAAGAUGUUUUUUACUUAAAUAACUAUAUAACUAAUUCCCUUCGUCCAUGAGUAACUUAUAAAUGUACCUAUGCUGAUUAUAAGAUCACUUAUGUCAGAAACUAUGCAUAUGUCAGAAAAACUGAGCAUCGCCUUUUAGUGCAUGCAAGCAUGUGGAAGUGCCUUUUAAGACCGGUAAAGUACGUUCAAGUUCGCGUACUUCAGCAAUUUCGCUGCCAAUUUGAAAUCAGAAUUCUCGUUCAGAAUUCCCAAUUUUAAGUAUAUUUUUAGACCCAAUUCACUUCACCUCGCAUUCACGUGGUAUCGAUCCUAAAAUAACCUCUGUAGCAGCGAUCCCCCCCAAAAAAAACACACUAAAGACAAGAUGUUAACCAGUUGUUUUGUUGUUUUAUGUAAGAAUCGAUAUAACAAACCCAGCUGUUUGUCGUUUUUAUAUGGUUCCUACAAUAUUGAACAGGAAGAAAAGCAACUUAGUUCCUGCAAGCAAAAGAAAUUACUAGUACAUACGAACACUAUUACGUUUCCACCAAUCACAUUUUCACAAACAGGCAGACCUUAAGUACACCAUACACUACCACAUAAUUUAUUUAUCAACCAAGUAGCCUUUCUCCGUUAUUUGAAAAUUCUUUUUAGCAGCAAUCAUUAAAUGACCCGCUUCUUGUUCUAUAAAAUUAUCGAUUGUCGAUUGGUUAGUGGAAUAAUACCAUAUUGCGUAGUCAACAAGGGAAUCUGUUAUCACUUCGAUAUUCAAUACUAUGUUAUUGUGCUACUGAAGUGAAAAUCCUCUUAUGACUUGAAUAACAUGGCUUAUUGAAGUUUUCGUAAAAAUUACCUCUUCAUCUUUCUAAGAAGUGUGGUAUUAACAGUUAAAAAUCCGCUGAAAACGUGGCUUUACGUUUAAAACUGUAACUUAAAAGGUUUACAAUUUACAAGAAUUUAAACUACAGUUAAAAAAACAACCGUAAAACUGCGGUAAAAGUACAGGUACCAUAUUCAUAAGAUUCCUUAUUUAACAGAAAAUAUUUUAAGAAAUCUCAUAAAAAACGGAAUAUUUGAAGAACUUCCCUAAACAUUACUAAAAAUAUUCCGUUUUAUCAACUUAAAAUAGUUUCCGUUAAAAUACAGAAGUUUGUAAAGACAUUCUCGAAAUUUCGUGCUGAUAGUUUUUCCAAAGUUCUAUGAACUUUGUUUUUUAUAGUAUAAGACGAUAUUGUGGGAGAGCUUUACAGAAUGCUUUUAAAUAAGCCUUCAAAUUUCAAGAGCCACUGUAUCAUUAAUAUAUUUUCAACCGUGAGAAUAUGCUUGGGGGGGGGGGAGAUACAAAACAAGAUUUUAUGUACUCUCUAAUCGUCGCAUAUGAAGCUUAUUUUUUAUUAUAUUAGUUAAGAAUUAGGCCUACUUUCUAUUACAGUGCGUAGCCAUAUGGUUGAUUUAAAAAUGCAAGUUUAUAAAGUAUUCUAUAAUCAAAAUUUUGUAUUAUAUUGCGUUGUCGUAUGAAUUUAACCGAAUGAUAAUAUAUAUGUGUUCAACAGAGCUUAGUGUUGCUAUACUCUGCAAAUGACGAAAAGUAUUAUCAUUGCUAGGUAUUGUACCGCAUAAGUAAAACACUAUUUGAAAUUUUAAUCCUUCUGAUAUUCCCAAUAGAUCGGUCGUAGCUCUAACCUGAAACUAACGUAGUUUCUCUACGGCUUACCAUACAGACACAAGCAUAUGAAUUAAAAAUAUCCACCUAUAAUAUAAUUCAAUCAGAGAUAAAUGUCACUAAUACUGGUUCGUGCCAAACUCUGAUUCACAUGUGCAACAGUGACGUAAUUCUACGUAGAUUGCAAACAAGAGAAAGAUCUGUAACCAGUCGAAUACUAUUUGUCAUUUCUCGGGUCUCAAGAACUUCACACUCAUAGAGCAAUGGUCUAUGAUUGCUAACCGCCAGUAUUCCUAUAUAACCCUGCUUUGUUUUCAACAUCUUUGGGACUUUCAUCAGUUGCACUCCUCAUUUCCUGCUGCAUAUGUUUGCAGUUUUGUUUAGCCUCUUUAAGUCAUCCUAUAUAGAAAUUACUGAAGCUUAUUUUUCCAUAGUUUCCCCUUUCUUAGCUUUAAAUUUUUUUAUGUGAUGUUGUACUCUCAAUGUCAACUAUUUGCUGGAUUGAAAGUUAAUAAGGAAUAUUUUUCGAACCACAAAUUAUAACAUUUAAGAUAGCAAAACAGAAGUACUAAGAUUCAUCAAGCUUUCUAGUAAAGUUACCCAGUUAAUAUACGCUAAAGCAGUAUUUGAUUAAUCAUUGAAACACACAAAUCAAUAGAAAUGAUGAGCUUAUUAACAUGAUCAAAACAAAAUCCUUAAAAAUUUGGUUACGGUAAAGUUUAGAUGUGAAUAACUAUCGUAUUCAUCAUGUAUAACUUUUCACAGUUUAUAGAGUUCAUCUUGAACACAACUGUCACUAAUCGGUAUUUGGUAUGGCUUCCUUGUGCGUCACUGACGGCUCGUACACGACGUUGCAUGCUCUCCAUGCAGUUAGGCCAUCCACGUUGUUAGACUUACGAAACAUCUUCUUGAUGAAACGUGUGAUUUCCGCCAAGAGGUUCUAUAUUGGGUCUUACCUGAUGAUACUAGUGACUACUCCAUGCGUCCACCUCCUUAUUUGGGAGGAAACUCUGAAUCAUUCGGGAUCUGUUUGGUUUGGCGUUGACUUCUUGGAAAACAAAAUUUUUCUGAAAGGCCCUUCUAGCAAAUGGAAGUAAGUUUGCCUAUAAUAUGCGUUUGUACUUGUGUUGAUCCAGAUUUCAAGCAGUGACGCAAAAGUCACUCUUAACCCAAAACUAUCACUUCAACACCUUCAGCUUGCACUCUUGGCUGGAUGCAAUCAUCGUUUUAGGUCUCGGAUUUGCCAUCGCACUCCAAAACAACUAAACAUCAUGGCAAAAGGCUUCAAAUCAUUGAACACCACAUGUUGCCAGUGUCCAGUGGGUUAAUGUGCGUGAUAACCAGUCACUAACAGUCAGUCAUUGACAAUAAUUUUUAAUACUGAUAGAUUUGUGAGUUCUUGUCAUUCAGUUCGUAGAGUAUUGGUAGCUUUAGUGCGGCCAUUUCUGCAUAAUUGAAACAACUGGCCAUCAUCUCUAUCUGUGGUCUUCCAUGGGCAACCUAGCCUGUUUUUUGGGGUAGGUCUUCCGAUUUUAUUGUUUCUUUUCAUAAUCUUAGAGACGUUGCCUUGGCUUAUAUUUAACUGUUUGACAGCAUGACGUUGUUUGAUGUCAUUACCACGUUGUGCCAUGACCCCGUAUUAAACUCCAAUAUCCAGCUGUCGAACCGUCGUCUGCAGAACUUGUUAUAUAUAACAUUCUAAGGUCACUACAGUAACGCGCCGGAGAGAUAUAGUAAAUUAAAAAGCUUUCACCGCCAUAUACCAUGAGCGUAUACCAUCAUCUGAUAAAUCAAAUGCACAUAUAAAUUGGCUUGAAUGUAUAUCAUCUGAUAGAGCAAAUACACAUGCAUGGACUGGAAUUCACCAACAGACCAUAGAUUGAACUUCCAUCAACAAAUAUUACAUAUUAAUUGUCAACUCUGUAAUACAAAAUGUAUGAGUUUUUAAACUUAUGAGAACAUAUUAAAAAACAUCAGAUCUUACACAUAAGGACUUAUAUAUUUUGUUUCUAUUUAUGGAAAAUUGUAGUAUAUUUGGUAUUUGUCUAUCAUAGGAAACCUAUCUUUAUUUGAGAGUUGAUUUUAUGAUCAAGAUGCAGCUCCAACGCAUUUUGUGUUCUAAAUUAACACAAUUUAUAGAACAAAAAUGUUGAUUUGAAGUAACAGUAUUAAUCUUAAUCCAACAAAACAUCAUCUGAGAAGCAGCUAGUGGUACGAUACUUGUUACUUUUACUUCAUUCAUAACAAAUUAUAGCCUGAUUAUCUUGAGCUAUAUAUAGAAAUAUUAUUCGAUUAUUAUAUCGAGGAUACGAGAUUCUACCGUGUUAACUCAUAAGUCCUUCUUUAAUCCAUUUAUUGUUCUAUUGUGGUUAUCCUGAGUGAAUUUAUGAAUUUUUACUUGAUCUUUCUGUUAAGUUGACAUGAUUCACUCAAAUUAACUCGUGAAUUUCUUUUUGUGCCAUUUAUUGUUCUAAUGCGAUUCUUCUGAGUUGAUCCUUUAAUCUAUAUUAAUCCAUUUAUCAACUGAAGAGGUUAUAUUGAAUUAACCAAAUAAAUAUGUAUUUUAUCCAUAGUUACUUAACCCGUCAACCGAUUCUUCUAAACUAAAUUAUGUUUUUUUUUAAUUCACAUAACGACCUGACAGGACCCUUCUGAACUUUUUUCAGGAUUCUUACUCAAUCCAUAAAUCUUUGAUAUAAAAACACAAUGCCCCAUCUCAUUUAACUGAUACACUUUACCCAUAUAAGGAUCUGAAAUGAUUUUUGAGAAUCAACUCAAAAGCCGUUCUUGGGACACACUUUGAACAUGGCAUGCCUCUCCUGAAUUAGUUUUUAAUAAUAAUGUCUACUUGAUUCGUAUUACGAACUGACUCGAUUCGCUUAUAUGACUCAGUUACUUGACCCAGAGGUCAGUAUGAAUCGCUUUUCACGGUCUAAUUCAAGAGUCCUUAUUUGUUCUCUGUAUCAUCUUGCAGUAUUUCUGUUUAACUUAUAAAUUCAUAUUUGUUCCAUAAUUGUAUUUGUGGAUUGUUUCCAAACCUAACCACUUUUGAGCCGAAAUAUUAAGUGACGCUAGGGAGAAAGGGCCACCUUUCGAGAGCACUCAGAUUAUACGGUUUCGUAUUUUCGUCUUUAAUUGAUUUUUUGAACCUGCGUGUUUUCCGAGCAUCAUCAUUGAAUAAUUAUUUCAUCCGUGUAUGCAAGCAAUUGGGACCAUAACGUAUUGGUUCAACGCGUAGCUGGACUUUCGACCACUCGUUAAAUCAACACAUUUAUGGCCAUAUAAACCGGUAAAAAACAACGAGAAUUAUGACAGUCUUAUUGGCUAUUUCGACAGCGCGUUGAGUCAAUAUGUUAUGACCGUGUUGAUAGCUUUCUACAGUGCCAUAACACGUUGAACCAACGCUUCGUAGAGACAUCUGGUGAUUGAAAACUAUCUUAUCAUUGGCUUGUUCAGCAAAGCGUGAACCAUUUUGGUAUGACCCUGAUGGCUUGUCACAUACGUGAAUGAAACCAUAGCAAUUAUUUUCAAUCAGCAUUUGAGCCGGUCGUUGUUCUGACACAGUUCUUUUGAAUUUAGUCAUUAUUUUUUGUGUUUUUGAUCCACGAAUAGCUGUGAAGCUUUUUCUUGAAUUAAAUGAAGAAGCUUGAGAUAGAAUGGGGGACACAAUCCAAAAGUUGUUAUAUCACUGCCUUUUACUAUAAUACCUGGUUCCUGAAGGUGCGGAAUUUUGUGUUGUUUGUUUCGGAUAAUAGCGCAAAGCUAUACAAGCGCUAUUAACCUCUAAUUUUGAACUGAGGGAGGCAAGUUAAUCAAUAGCACCCAACGCCAACUCCUGGGCUACUAUAAAUGAUUAGUGGGAUUUGACCGUUACUCUUAUAACGCACACACGGCUCCAAAAUGCGGAGAUUUUAUGAAUUUGAACUGACUGUGCAGUGCUAGUCAUGUCGUCAUGUUUGAAAUUAUCUAAAAGCAGUGACAAUAAAGUUAAUGUUCUUGUUGUGAAUUUUGUGUUUAAUUACAGAAAUAUAAUUUUAUUUAUGAAAUUUCAAAACCUAGAUAAACAUAAUUUUACCUAAAAUAUUUGGAAAGCAGAUUUAACUGAGAAAUAUAAACUUUACUUUGAAACAAAAGAUAAACCUUCUCAACAUAUCUUUAACACAAAUUUCAAUGAUGUUGCAUAGAACAGGAACUACAAAUUCUUGGUUGAAAUCUUAUUUUAGUAACUGUAUGGGGUGAUAAAUGAGUCAAAGAAACAAAAUAAAAAUAUAUUAAAAAGGGCUCCAACUUGAAUCUUAUUGGGAUUAUUGUAAUGCUUUAUUGAAAUGUUAGCUUUCUGUUUAGUUGUUGCAGUUUCUAGAAUAUGUUGGAACGUCCGUACUCUUUAGUUUUUGUCAAUACACUAUUUAGGUCAAGAUCUCCAGUUUUCAGAAUUAUAAGAUUUACCUAUAUAAUAUUUAAACUUUUCUUUCAAUAAAUUUGCGCCUAGUUUGUUCCGUCGAUCGCCUCCUUUCUUCCUAAAUGAUUUGAUAAUUUGUUUACCAACAUAACAAUUUAAGGCACACGAUAAGAGUUAAAAAUAAGUAUUUAAAGUAAAUAAGACAUGAAAAAAGAAUAUUAUACAAAACAAGAACGUUAAGUACCUAAAAGCCACAAUGACCAAGUCUAAACAAACAGGUACAGAUUAUGUAUAUAAAAAAUGUAAAUAGAAAAUGUUGGUGUUUAUUAAUUUGUCUUAUUUCAAGUGAUGCUACAUCAAGUAUACCCGAAACAAUUUUUUCUUUUGCAUAAUCCAUUCGAAACGUUCGGAAUAGAACAGACGCACAUCAUUCGAAAACAAAAACUUGAGCAUAUUAAUAACGAAUGAAGGAACAAAUCAAACACCUAGAUAUAUAAUGUAAAUACCCUAGUAGCAUUCACGCCAUAAAAUAUGCCAUGUAUGUAAAUCUACAUUUUCAAUCAUUCAUGAAAUUCAAUUGAAAGCAAAAAUGCUGUAAUUACUCAGAUAAAGGUUGUAUAUGUGUAUAUUCAUACUUGUCCUUAUAUUACGUUCAUAAAUUUAUCAAAACAAGUAUAUCACGUGUUCACAUAUCUCUGUACGUGAAAACGUUUACAACAUAUUAUUACUAACAAGCUACUGAAAUCAAACAAGUCCAUCUACAGCAUUUUUAAAACUUUAUUUGUAAAAAUCUGUAUAGAUUUAUAAAAGUAACAAACUGAUUCAAAUAUAGCAUCAUCAGAUAUGAAAAUCCAAAGAAAUGACCAGAUGAAAUUAUUUUGGGCGAAAUACCGGCCACAUGUUUAUCCCCCCCUUUAAAGCUAUAUAGAAUUAAGAAUGAAUGCUCGAUAUCAUUUCUUAAAGUUUAAUUAAAUAAUUAGUUAAUGUGAAGUUUCAUUUAUGCUUGAUUUGUAAUUUCUCUUGUAUUUUAAGAAUAUAUUUAUAUAUAUAUAUAUAUAUGUAUGUAGCAAUUAAAACUGUGAAACUAUUUCUAUGUUGUUAUAGAAAAACUAGAUUUAAUAAUAUAACCAACAAUAAACAGUUCUUACAGCUGUUUAAUAUUUUUCUUCAAUAAGUAUGGUUUAAAAUGUUAAGGUUGUUAUCGAACUCAUCAAACAAAAUACUGCACUUAAUAAUUCUGGUCAUAGCUUUAUCGUUACAUUUUUAAUACCUCUUUACAUAGCUCUAUCGUUACAUUUUAAUAGCUCUUUACGAGACCUAUAACUUUCAAGUACUAUGCUGAAAUAUUAAACGUUAGUCUUGACUUUUUUUCAGAUUUUAAAAUUUAAGAAUUUAGUGAAUGUAGUUUUGAUAACUUUGUAACACGCAUAUUCUUAUUCGUACCAAACGUGCUGCUGUUACUGAGAAGAAAAGCAUUAUGGAACUUUCUUGUAAAUUUUGUUUUUCUCUAUUUAUGUAUCAAAAUGUUCAAAUGAACGGUGAUGUUUUGGUAGAAGUCUGAAAACAAUGCUUUGACCAUUAUUGUCGAAAAAGAACAAGAAAAUAACCACAACGCUAUUCUCAGACUUGUUCAAAGACAAUACUGUUCAACAGAAACUUUUCAAUAAAUGUCAACCAAGAAUGAUCGUUGAUAUUCAGUUUCAAAGUUUAUAUUUAGGGAUAAACUUCAGAAAGGACAUAAAUUAAUAAAUGCAAAGAUAAAGUUAGAGGAUAUUAAUCUAGAGAGUAUGUGGUCUAUUCUUCCAAUAUAUAUCUUGCAAAAUACAUCGCAGAAAGCACGAAA